This is a messenger RNA of Pieris macdunnoughi, 327 nucleotides long. The record is from the annotation of a GenBank genome assembly. Lineage: Eukaryota; Metazoa; Arthropoda; Insecta; Lepidoptera; Pieridae.
AUGGACGAACUUCUUAAGACCAUUAAACAGAGAUUUUCAAUGGAAAACCUAAUAGAGACUAUCCGAGAUGAGUUGGAUGACACCAAGAAGCCAGAAACUGUACAACCAAAUCCUGUGGUAAAUGUGCAAGAAGCAAUGGAUAAAACCGUGGAAAUUAAGACAGAAACGGCCGAGGAACCAGCCGUUAUCGACACCAUGAAGUCGUCCAAUAUCCAGAAAAAACAGCCCUCAACAAACGCAGCAAAUGUUUUGCAAAAACCGAUCCCUCCAGAUGAAGACAAUGAUCCGUACCAGGAAAAUGAAAACCUUUUUAGCUUUUGCGAUUAA